AUGGAAAAUCCCUUCGAGUCCGGUGGGCUCAAGUCGACUCUGGGGGUAUGUAUCCGAUUGAUCCUAUGGGGGUUCCUCGGACUCGUCGUCUCGAUCGUCAUGCUUGUUGGGGGUAUCUUCCUCAGUCCCGUUACUGUGGCGUCUGCUUGCGCUUCCGCUUAUGCUUUCUCGCGUGAUUCUAUUCGGCAUGGAUGGAUCAAUGGUUCACGUGUGAUUCGGACCUUAUUUGAGAACAUUACAAAUACCACCCUGGACUUCCCCUCGCAGCUUUUCAAAGGGUGGCCGAAUACUUUUAGUUUGACCUCUAGGCUUUCGCAGCAUAUGGCGAAUUCUAGAAGAAAAUUCUUCCAGUUCGGAGGGGAUUCCUCCAGGUAUAGUGGUAGUUUUUCUGGUGAUCUUACAAUUAGUUCCGCCGAUACCUUUGGUUAUAAUCUUGAGCCGGCCUAUGAGGAUCGGGUUCUUUAUGAUCGAGACGAUUGGAUUACUUCGAUGCUCCCAGACCAGCAGGUACCUAACACGCCUCGUAACACCUGGACUGUUCAGUCUCGUGAUGCUCGUGAUGCGUCCGGAGGGCAUGUUCAUAUGUCAACCAAAGACGGCAUUGUUGUUAUCGAUUAUGUCUACCGUCCAGAGGAUGGCUCAUUCCCCCAUGUACGCCCCAUCGUCAAUGAACUCUACCAGACAGCCCAUGGCACAACCCCGCUGAAACAUAUUCUUGUUACUAAUGUUGAUGGCACCGACUACCUACGUUUCGAUAUUUCCCCUGUCUCUGACUUUGCUUAG
Penicillium angulare is the source of this 783-nucleotide messenger RNA. RefSeq lists its product as uncharacterized. Lineage: Eukaryota; Fungi; Ascomycota; Eurotiomycetes; Eurotiales; Aspergillaceae. The record is from RefSeq and is a predicted model, not a curated record. Bases 1 to 783 code for a protein of 260 amino acids. The transcript has 3 exons.